Messenger RNA from Thermothelomyces thermophilus ATCC 42464, 3932 nucleotides. RefSeq lists its product as uncharacterized. The transcript is spliced from 2 exons. NCBI's taxonomy places the organism in Eukaryota, Fungi, Ascomycota, Sordariomycetes, Sordariales, Chaetomiaceae. The record is from RefSeq and is a predicted model, not a curated record. The coding region runs from base 96 to 3200 and encodes 1034 amino acids. Gene Ontology annotation, biological process: establishment of cell polarity. Gene Ontology annotation, molecular function: cytoskeletal regulatory protein binding. Gene Ontology annotation, cellular component: cell tip; cytoplasm.
CACUUAUUAGGAUUGGGCAUCAAGAGACGGCCGAAGAACGGUGUGCAGGACACCGCCUGCAAGCCACGAUCGCACGACCGGGGACAGAGUCCAGAAUGAACACACGAAGUUCGCACCGCCGGUCGCCCGGCGCGGAACCCGUGGCACCCCCGACCGUUCCUCCGCGCUCCAUCUCGCCCGCCGUUGGCGCCGGCGUCAACCGCUCCGUUGCCUCUCGCACUUCAGGAUCCGCACGGUCGGUGCAGCCUACAAACGCGAGUGGGAGUAGCAGCAGGAGUGAUGGAACCAGACGGGCCAACUCGUCAGGGAGUAGUUCCUCGGCACCGCUGUCCCAGAUCGAAAAAAGUGUCACACACCUACUUGUUGCUACCAAGCAACUGCUGGAGACACUCACACAAUGGUCGCGAGGAAACGCAAGCGACACCCAGGUAUCCGACGUCUACGUUCGUCUGGGUUACGAGUUUAAUAUGGCCUGCCGUGCUUUUAGCGCCAUCAAUGUCGACACGUCUGACCUCGGGAACGUACCCGAACUGCUGAGGGAUAUCUUGGAGGCCACUCUGAGCCAGGAAGCGAGCGCCGAAAGCUUGGAGAGGUAUCUGCCGAAGAUUCGCGACAUCAUCAUCAACCUGCUGCACGGGCUGAAGAGGAAGCAAACGAGGUUGAGACAGAGACAGCAACGAGAGAGAGAGAAUGCCCCUCUCGGAACCGGCGCCGGCGAUAGCGCCGAAGCUGCUAGUCCCCCAGCUCCACCCCGGACGACAAGUACGAGCACGACGGGGAGCGCCAACUCGGGCCUGACAACGCUGCUGAACGAAGGGUUGGAGAACGGAUAUCGACCGGGGAGCCAGCGAGAUGACGGGCGGAGCAAUGCGGCGCCCUCUCCGACCAAGCGCUUUAUUCAGCGAGAUCAAGACCGCGGCUCUGUCAACUCGGAACAGUCGAGCCUCUCCAGCAACACGAUGCAGAACAUUCCCGUGUUGCCCCCUUAUCCGGGCGACGAGACGAUUCCCUCGGGGCCUCCGGCAAGCGACAUGGGCAGCUUGGAUAAUUUCCCUCCUCCUCCGCCGCCGCCGCCUAAGGCUUCGCAGCAGAGCGCGCUGGCAGCGCUGCAGAGAGGAGGCGAUCUGGAGAGGCGAGCGUCUCGAAGGUAUUCGGCUUACCAGAUAUCAAAACAUCUAGGCGCCCAAGCACCGGGAAUUCCCAUGCUUCCGCCUCAGACGAGCCCAAUACCGAACCGCGGGCGGGGCGAAGCGAGGGAGUCAAUGCGUGCAAUGCAAGCGAGAGAUUCCAUUCGGCAUAAGCGCAACAUGUCGAGUCAGUCGCGGACGGCGGCAGCCCCCGAUUCGUCUCCCGUCAGGGUCCCAACCCGCGUCUCGGAGGAACCAGAGGAGCCCCCCGGCGUCCAAGAUGACGACAAAUUCAAGCCAAGCGCGACCUUGACCGGGCCCCCCACCGACGCCAUGCCGUUGAUGGAAGCAGGGGACGAGGAACAAGAAAAGCAAGCAACACCGGCUCCAGGCACGGGUCCGGCCCCGGCCCCGGCCCCGGCCACAGCGGUCCCUCCGGUAGCGCGAGCCGCCACUCCUGACAAGCCGCCGAGUACCUUCACGGAAACGCCGCCUGCUACGAAGGAGUUGACCCUGUUCCUGCAGUACAAAUCCAAGGUCAAGAAAUUUGUGCUUCCAGGGGGGUACGAGGAGCUGUCGAUUGGGCGCUUGCAACUGGCCUUUAUCGAGAAGUUCUCGUGGAAUACGCAGCAGAACGGCGCCGAUCUGCCGGAUAUCUACAUACAGGAUCCCGUCUCCGGGGUACGGCACGAGUUGGAGGAUCUUUCCGACAUCAAAGAUCGCACCGUCCUGGUGCUCAACGUGGAGCAGCUAGACGAGGUGAAGAAACAUAUCGACGACGGCCUCGGCUCGAUCAAGCAGAUGAUGAUGGAGCUGCGGCAGAAUAUCGAUGAUCAGGGCGCGGCUCUGCAGAGGGUCUCGGAACGGCAACAGGAGACAGCCAAAGAGAUGGCCCGGCUGGCCGCCGCCCCCCCAACCAUCGUGACUGCGCCCGUGGGAUCUCCGAAGCAGGCGGGGCCCACGUCGGCCUCGCGCAAGUUCGGCCCCUCCCAGCUCUCGGAGCUUCAGAGUCUUCGUCGCGACCUGGCUGUUCUCCGGCAGACGUAUUCCAACUUCCAGUCCGAGAUACAAGGAUCCAUGUCGGCACUCCGCACCAAGGCCGCCAACGUCAAGGCGGCAGCCGCCAAGGUCGCCGCCCCGGACAUCGAAGGGGAAUCGGGCCACUCGUACGUGGCCAACGGGCGCAAGAAGCUCAACGCGGACAGCGACCGGCUGGUGAACAAGGUCGACGACCUGCAGGACAUGGUCGAGGAUCUCCGGAAGGACGUGGUCCACCGCGGCGUGCGCCCGCUGCCGAGCCAGCUCGAGGCGGUCACGCGCGACAUUGCGACGCUGACCAAGGAGCUCAGCAAGAUGGAGGAGUACAUGAAGCAGGAGAAGCCGAUCUGGACCAAGAUCUGGGAGAAGGAGCUCGAGGACGUCUGCCAGGGCCGGGACGAGCUGCGCCUCGUCGAGGACCUCAUUGUGGACCUGCGGGACGACCUUGAGAAGGCGUCGGAAACCUUUGCGCUCGUCGAGCAGGCGACAAAGGAGCAGAUGAAGGACGCCGGGCCGGGCGGCGUCGGCGGGGGCAUCGCGGCGCGCCAGUUCAGCAAGGGCCUCAACUCGAUCCGCGAGAACGCGGCGCUGGCCGACCCCAGCGCCGCCAAGGAGGGCGUCCUGGGCGAGGUGCGCGCGCUGCAGCCGAACCACGAGAACAGGCUGGAGGCCAUCGAGCGCGCCGAGAAGCUGCGGCAGAAGGAGCUCGAGCGGCGCCGCGAGAACCCGCUGACCAAGGAGCUUGCGAGCUUCGUCGAGGAGGGCAAGCUGAAGAAGAGCGGCGGCGUCGAGGAGGUCGAGAGGGCCCGGAAGGCCAAGGACGAGCGCAUCCGCCGCGAGGUGUGGGAGAGGCAGAACGGCAUCAUCGCCGCGCCCCCCGAGGAGGAGCUGACCGGGGCGAUGGGAGGAGGAGGAGAAGGAGGAGGAGGAGAUCUAGGCGGCGAAGGAGGAGGAGGGGAGGAGCAGCAGCAGCAGCAGCAGCAGCAGCAGCAGCCGGUGAACCAAGGUGUGAUGGACGCGCGGGGCGUGGAGUGAUGGACCCCCUCAUGGACGUAUCAUGGGAUAGGCGGAUGGGGAGGAAGAAGGGGGAGGUAUUGGAGGACAAGGGGGGGGAUUGCAAUGCUCCUCAUUUCCGUUAUGGUGAUGCAAUUGCCUUUUUUUUUUUCGCCGGGGAAGGGGCACUGGUUGAAGAUUAUACCCACUAUUUUGCUGAUGUUAUUUUUUCUUCUUCUUAUCAUCAUCCCCGCCGCAUCUUGUUUCUGCUUGUUCUCCUGUAUCUCUUGGGUAGUACACAUGCCACGAUGCACCGGUUGCUGUUGGAUUCGGUCUAUGUUGUACGGAUUACUUCCCCCCUUUUGGUUUUGGAUGUGGCCGCGAGCUGGCAUUUCGGGCCUUGCGGCUCAAGCGGCUCGGGCAGCUCGAGAGAUCGAUUCCCGGGCCCAGGGGUGAUGCUACCCGAGGAGCCCCGCCCUCGGGACCCAUUUAUUAACCUUCCCCUCACCUUUCGGAGUAGUUGUAAUAUUCUCUGGCGCUGACAUAAGUCAGGUGAACCUUCUCCGAUGUAUUUACCAAGCUCUAGCCGGAGCUAAGAUAUGUUCCGGACAGGAACGGGCUCUUUGUAAUGCGUAGGUAGUUGGGGGCUGGAAAACGUUUAUUGCAUUGAACAGGAAGGGGAAGGAGGGCCGAGGGCGGGUCAUACAUAUAUACUAGUAUGUACGGACUACAUACUUGGGGUAGAGAGGGGGGAAAGGUUGGGGGCCGUUCCUA